AUGAAGAGAGUUCUCCCCUCUCGACUUCAACAACUCUGCCAUUCAAGUGGCAGCACGUGGUCCUCACUCUCAAAUCGGCAAGUCAUUGGAGAGGCAGCCUCUGACAAGAAUGAGAAGAAUGCUUCAACAACAGCUUUCGAAAAGGAUCAACAAGAAUUUCUAAAGAAUAACCCUUCUGUUGCAUCUGUUUCAUCAUACGACAAAUCUCCAAGUGCUGUUCGAAAAGAAAAGGAAAAAGAAAGUUCCUUCUUUGACAAUCCAAAUCCAAUUCCUAAUUUAAAUACAACAGAAAAGAUGGCAAACAAAAAUCCAAUUGGAUCCUACACUCCUGGUUCGUAUGUGGUUGGAUCCACAACUGUGGAAGAAGAUGACUCUGAUAUUCCAAGUCAUCAUAUGGGAAAACCUUUGGAUGGAGAUCCAAAUUUAUUUUUUUGGAUUUGA
Messenger RNA from Naegleria fowleri, 441 nucleotides. RefSeq lists its product as uncharacterized. Bases 1 to 441 code for a protein of 146 amino acids. The record is from RefSeq and is a predicted model, not a curated record. Lineage: Eukaryota; Heterolobosea; Eutetramitea; Acrasida; Naegleriidae. The transcript has 2 exons.